Molecule: messenger RNA, 2161 nt
Organism: Alligator mississippiensis (American alligator)
Lineage: Eukaryota; Metazoa; Chordata; Crocodylia; Alligatoridae
Gene: MEI4
Product: meiotic double-stranded break formation protein 4
Exons: 3
Coding region: 207-503 (98 amino acids)
Biological process (GO): meiotic DNA double-strand break formation; DNA recombination; oogenesis
Cellular component (GO): lateral element
Source: RefSeq, a predicted model, not a curated record
CCUGCCCCGCACAGCACACAGCUCUCCGGGCCGGGGCUGAGCAGCCAGACGGAGCCAGCGCCUGACUGGCUGGGAGGGCGCCGGGACUCAGGUCACCCCGGGAGGGGCCGCGGCUGAGGGCACAGGGAGCGGCGGGAGGGCGUCCAGGGGGCGCCCACCCGCUUCCCUCAGCGCCGCCUCCAGUCGGGCGCAGCCGGAGCCUGAGGAUGGAGGCCGGAGGCGGCGCGGGCGUGGCAGGAAUAAAAGAGAGAAGAGAAGAUGAAGUCUGGUACUUGAAAAUAUCAAAGUUGGCACUGGCUUUAGCAAUUAUCCACUCAAAACCACCAGAAAAAAGCUGCAAAGAAUACACAGAGCAACUUGCCAAAAUUCUAUCUGAACAAGAUUUUAAAUGGAAAUCAAAAAUUAAAACAUUAGAAGCUGAAGUUCUUCAAUUGCGUCAGGAAAUUCUUUUGAACAAAAUCUGUCCAAGACUCUGCUUGGAAAAUGAUCCAGGUGAUGUAUGACAUUACCCAAUAUGAGAAUAUUUUUUCUUUGUGCAUGAUUUUGGAACAACUUCUUCACAUUGGGACAGAAGGUAACAUUUCAAGCCAAGAUUCUAAUGGAGAAGAAAAGGAUAAAUUUCUGAAGAACCUUGAUCAAAUUAUUCUUCACCUUUCUGAUGAUUUCCCCUUGUUUUCUUUAUCUAUGUGGAGGCUAAGUAUUCUUCUGAACUCAGCUCAAAUGAAAAUUGAUUAAAAUAACUUGUCUUCAUUUUAGCAGCACAUUCCUUACGACACUGGAAAACUCUUAAACCAGACCAUAAAAUGGACAUUAUUGAAAAAUAAUUACUUUCAAUUACUAUGCUACACAACAGUAUAUAAGAUAAUGAAGUUGUUUCCCAUUCUAUAUAUAGAAAAAACAUCAUAUCUUGGAUACCACAGCGGAUAAAUGUGGGCUUAUAAAAUAUAAUGAUGUCUGCAUAAAUGGAAUCUGAGCAGAAAAGAGAACCAAUAUAUGUAACAGUAAGAGUAAAUAUGAUAAACUUUUAACACCAAGAUCUAAAAAUAAUGGUUGCACAUUAAGUGAAGCUACUAAGUCUAUAUUUGGGGACAUAAAUACAUGGUCUUAUUUUCGAAAGUAGUACAUAUCCAGCACCUCCUGUAUACUUUAGAGCAAAUUUAUUAGUUCUGAGCAAUUUAGGAAAUAUACAUUUAGUAGCCUAACUUCAGGCAUUCUUAAAAAAAUGUAGCCAGUUUGUUAAGAUUAGAUGACAUACAUAGCAAAGACUACUAUCAUAUAGUAGAAAUAAAAGCAUAUGUUCAUACGUCUAAGAUUAGUGACUUUCAGAAGAAAAAUAUUAGUUGAGAAUGGACAUUUUGUACACGUACACCACUACGAGACUUUUGUCCUCAAUUAUUUCUAACCUCAGAUUUUACCAACAUAUUUGUUUCAUGAUUGAUUUAAUAAAUACAUGAUUUAUACCUUUUUUACUUUUACCAUAUGCACUGCUCAUUUGUAGAGCAUACACUGAAUCUGAUUCACUCUGGUGUAACUGAAGUUAACAACCAAAAUAAACUGGACUCAUUUUGUAAUUGCUUUAGACUUCCUAAAAGUCAUAAGGUAGGUAGAUAAAAUCCCAUUUAUAUAUUCACAUAUUAUGUCAAUUUUUUACCUUUUUUCCUAUUUCUUUAUAGAGGAAUUAAAUAAACAGUUCCAUAACAAAAAUUUUCUUUAACAUGAAAUUACUUUAAAAAAAGUGCAACAUUUUUCUCAGUGACCCAGAAUCUUUAUCUCUUGGCAGGGUAACUACUACAAUGCAGUACAGUUUUGUCAAGUAGUUCAAACAAUGCUAAUAUCAUUUUGUGCUAUGUACAGAAUCACUUAAUAAAUUACACAUUAAAUGUUUCUCCUCAUAAUUCCCAUCACAAAAUUUGUUUCAGAUCAGUUUGUUACAAAAAAUAAUUGAAACAACUUCAGUACCAUUCAAAAAUAUUUGUUGUAUUAAUUUUGAAUAAUUUCUGACUAUCAGCCUAUAGUUUUAAAAGAUAUUAAUAUUAUGUUACAAAAUAAGUUGUGAUACUGUUGUUAUUUAGGUAUACUGUCUUACCAAGGAAAUUGUUGUAAUUUCUAUUUACUACUCUAACAUUAUGCUUUAACUAUUAAACUUAAUUUUUGGUUAUAA